Caenorhabditis elegans is the source of this 1676-nucleotide messenger RNA. RefSeq names its product Ubiquitin-conjugating enzyme E2 1 (gene ubc-1). Gene Ontology annotation, molecular function: ubiquitin conjugating enzyme activity. Gene Ontology annotation, biological process: protein ubiquitination; DNA repair. The transcript has 3 exons. The record is from RefSeq and is marked reviewed. Lineage: Eukaryota; Metazoa; Nematoda; Chromadorea; Rhabditida; Rhabditidae. Bases 17 to 595 code for a protein of 192 amino acids.
GAGUUAGGUUAUCAAUAUGACGACGCCCAGCCGUAGACGUUUGAUGAGAGAUUUUAAGAAACUUCAGGAAGAUCCACCAGCAGGAGUAUCAGGUGCACCAACAGAAGAUAAUAUUCUCACAUGGGAAGCAAUAAUUUUUGGACCACAAGAAACCCCGUUUGAAGAUGGAACAUUCAAAUUAUCACUGGAAUUUACUGAAGAAUAUCCAAAUAAACCGCCAACCGUCAAAUUUAUUUCCAAAAUGUUCCAUCCAAAUGUGUAUGCGGACGGAUCAAUUUGUCUGGAUAUUCUACAGAAUCGAUGGUCUCCGACGUAUGAUGUUGCCGCAAUUCUGACAUCGAUUCAGUCGUUGCUCGACGAGCCCAAUCCAAAUUCACCGGCCAACUCACUUGCCGCACAGCUUUAUCAAGAAAAUCGACGGGAAUAUGAGAAACGUGUUCAGCAGAUUGUUGAGCAGUCCUGGCUCAAUUUCGGCGAAAACGAGGGCGACGCAGUGCUCAAGGAUGACGUGGAAAUUGAAGAAAUUGCUGCUCCAGGAGCAAAUGAUGCAGACGAUGACCGUAUGGAUGAAGGAGCCAGUGGAUCGAAUGCUUAAAUUUUCAGGAAUUUUUCUGAAAUUUUUCUACCCCCAAAAAUCAUCUGAAAUCAAAAGCUUUUCCCAUCAUCCCCGUAAAAGAAAUUUCGAAAAAAAAUCAAUUUUUUUUUUUUGAAAUUUUUGAAUUUCCCCCCACAUUUUUCUCUCAACACAAUCGAUCCCUUUGAAAAUUUUUUCUUCUCGUUUAUUCAUUUUUUUUGUAUUUUUUCCGGAACACUUUAAGAUACGGUAGUUUUUUUUUGUAUAUAUUUAUACACCCCAGUCAUCUCUCUCUCUCUCUCUCUCUCUCUCUCUCUGUCUUUUGUUGUUUACAUAGAUGAGGAUUUUUUCCCGGUGAAAAUUGGCUGAAAAUCGGAAAUUUUUGACCUUAAAAACUGAAAAAAUUGUGAAAUUUCAAGAAAAAAUCACGAUUUUUGACUGAAAAACAGCUAAAUUUUGCGGAUUUUCGGCCUUUUUUAGUGAAAAAUGGCUAAAAAUUGAUAUUUUUAGACCCAAAAUUUGUGAAAAUCUGAAAAUUUCGACCAAAUAGCUGAAAAAUUUGUGAAUUUUCGAAAAAAUCAUUUGGCAUUUUUUAAGUCAAAUUUUCACUAUGUUUUUGUAUGAAAAUUCUGAAAUUUUGAAUUUCGAUAUUCCAACAAAAUUUUCAGAGUUUUUAAGUUUUUUUUUGCUGAAAAUCGCCAUUUUUAUACUCGAAAUUUAAUUGUGAAAAUCGGAAAAUUUUAGCCAAAAAAUUAUAAAAGUUGGAAUUCUAACUCAGCUAACUUUCAAAUUUUUGUCUGAAAAUUCAAUGUUUUUUUUUCGUCAAAAAUCACCAAAAUAUUGCUCCUUUUUUGGCUGGAAAUUCGAAUUUUUCACUUUUUCCCCCAAUUUUCAUCAUUUGCAAAAAAUCCUCUUUUUUUUUCGUUUUCCCACGUUUAUUAAUUGAUUUUUUUCGGAUUUUAUUGAUUGAUUUCCAACCAUAAUUGUCUUUUUUUUCUUCAAAUGGCACCUUUUUUCUCUCUGUCUCUAUGUCUCUGUGUCUGUCCCAUCCCAAUUCGUCAAUUUUUCGACGUAAAAAUGAAUAAAAAAUUUUGAUGGCAAA